AUGGUUGUAUUCAUCCCCCCAAAGUCGACCGUGUAUGUCGUUGAGCUUCGGCACCUUGGCCACUUAGCCUUCUGCGUGCCCGGUGGAGAUGGACGGACCCUCAAGGCAAUUCUGGAGUCGGACGCUAUCCCCAAAGCCUUCUUUGACGUACGCAACGCCUCGGCUGCGCUGUUCGCCCAGCACCAAAUUACCUUGGGCGGGGUGCAUGACGUUCAGUUGAUGGAGCUCGCUACACGGCAAGGGGACUUUAACAAGAGAUUCGUCGUGGGAUGGGACAAGUGCAUCGCCAAAGAUGGCGGGGGCGAGGCCUUCAACAACACCCUUGACGCGGUAUCCAUGUCAUCAUUGCCCCGGUUCAACGCGAGAAUCCUACACCUGCCUGUGCUCUGGGCCACGUACCACGCCCGGCCACCGGUGAUGGAAUGA
Molecule: messenger RNA, 426 nt
Organism: Fonsecaea multimorphosa CBS 102226
Lineage: Eukaryota; Fungi; Ascomycota; Eurotiomycetes; Chaetothyriales; Herpotrichiellaceae
Exons: 1
Coding region: 1-426 (141 amino acids)
Molecular function (GO): nucleic acid binding
Source: RefSeq, a predicted model, not a curated record